UGCAACAAAAAUCAAUAGUCGCCGCCAUAUUUUUUCACUCAACGCAGACCAACGCGCUCCGGACACCCGAAAAAUGUUUAGAUAAAUAAGUUAAUUAAGAUAAGUCAUAGUUGAAAGUGCAUUGAUUAGAGCAGUGAGCAAGUGACCAGUGACCAUCGACAGCAUCGAUUCCCCGUCGCCAGCAAAUAUCGCACGACUCUCCGGCAUCCGAGCGCUGCUUCUUCUUCCCCGGGCUCCUGCAGUCCCAAAAUCCGCGUCUGAUUUAAAAGAGUCUCAGUGCCAGUGGUAGUGCGUGUGUUCCAGAGUGCUUAGUCAGUCAGCGAGGAUCAUGGAAGGAGCUUCAGUGUCCUCGCCAUCGAUGGGCGGCCCACGUGGUGGCGGCUUCCGCGGACGCGGUGGUGGAGCACCUAUGCGCGGUGGCUUUGAUCGCGGUGGUCGUGGUGGUCGCGGACAUUUCAUGGGUGGCAUGCGCGGAGGCGGCGGCAGCGGGAUGGGCGGGGGACCGCCAAUGCAAGGCAUGAUGUCGGGUCCUCCGCGGGGUAUGCGAGGUUCCCGCGGCGGAAUGGGCUACCAGGGACGCGGCGGUGGCUAUCAGCCACGCGGUGGAGCCCCCAUGGGCAUGCGAGGCGGUCGUCCGCCCUUGUACUCCCAACCUCCCAAACAACACACAGGUGCCGACAAUAAAACCGUGUCGCCAGUGCCGACUUCGGCGAUCAGUGGAGAACAGCCAGCGGUUGAGCCAGCCGGCGACGAUGCCACCGAUGGCCAGACCUCGUCGGUCGCUCCCUCGAGCAACUCGCAUGGCGGCAGCUCCGCCCCAGGUGGCAGCAAUGGCGGCGGACCUCCUCCGUAUCUGGGCCGUGGGCGGGGACGCGGCGGUCCCUUCAGCGGACGCGGACGAGGUGGCGGCGGCUACAACUCGCACAUGAACGGCAGUGGCGGCGGAGGCAGCAUGUACGGCGGCUCCCACAGCCACCACAGCAACUCCAUGGGCGGCGGUCCGGGCGGAGAGCAUGGCUCGAUGCCCAGACGCGGAGCCCCGCGCGGCAGGGGCGGCUACAAUCAAGCUCUCAAACGCGGCGCUCCCGGUGGUCCUGGUCCCAAGCGCGGUCGCUACGAGGGCGGUCCCUACGGCCAACGGCCCAUGACGCCCAAGUACCACUCCACCCAGCAGCAUAUGGGUGGCGGCGGAGGCGGCGGCAUGUCCUCACAGUCGUCAUAUGGCUCGCCGCCAAGUCACCAUGCGCCAGCGCAGAGUCACCAUAGCUACCAGACCCACGCAACCCAGCAAGUGGAUCCCUAUGCGCAGAGCGGCUACAGCACCCAGACCACUCAGCAGGGAUACAAUGGCUAUGGCCAGAGCGGCGGCAGCAGCUAUGCGGCUCACACAUCGCAGACAAGUGCUCCGGCCAGCAGUAGCUACGCGGCCCACCACGGCACUGAGUACGAUCAGAGCCAGUAUCAGAACUACAACUCGACGGGCUAUGCUGCUCCGCAGGACACGCGGUACCAGUCGUACAGCCAGGACUACAGCCAGCAGUAUGGCUCGACCGCCGUAGACUACAAUGCCGCCGGGCAAGCGGACUACAGCCAGCAUGGACAGCAGAGCACUGGCUACGAUGAACGUGCCUAUGCGGGUUAUGAUUCGCAGGCCUACUCGCAGAACUAUUCGAAUGCAGCCGCCUACUACUAGACAACCGCUUCCCACUCCCACCCCUGACGGCACACUAGAGAUCAGAACGCUGCGCGUGCUCCGAUAGGCCAAGAAACCAAAUAAAAAGGGAUUAGGGCAGAAAGAAAUCGAGUAACAGGAAGGGAAUAUAUGUUUAAUGCAGCAAAUAACUUGCAAUACAUUUGAUACACAACACACACACGCGGUCACUCAGAACAUACAAUUUUAGUAGUAAGGAUACAGUUCUCUUUUUCUUAGCAUUUAAGCCAACUCGUGUUUCGACGUCUUUCUAUAUAAACCCCUUGCCCAAAUUAAUUUUUCCUCACUUGUUUUCGUUUUGUCUCCCUUUGAAUCCUGAACAGAAAUAUUGAAAAUACCCGCCUUGCCUGUUGUUUAAUGUUUUCUUUAUAGACAAACGGAGCUAGCCUGCACUGAGCUCCAGCCUAAAAAAUGAUUAUGUGCUCCUCCUUAGUUCAUUUACAAUUACAAUUCAACUGUGACCAAAGUAUGCUAAAAAUCAUAUUUUUAUAUGACGGGAAACUACGAGUACGUACAUGAUCUUCUUAAUGAACUAAACUAAAUUUAAACAUUUUGUGAAUCAUGUCAAAUUGUAUACAAAUGAAUGCAAUGUAUAUUUUAGUUAUUAAGCUCAAAACCGCAAACGACUCUCGACAGUGAAAGUUGAUUUUCAAUCCCAUAUACUCCUGAAAAGCGUUUAUGAUUUUGCAAGAAUGUGUUUUUUCUUUACCAUCUUGACGUGAAUGACAGAAGCCAGACUUAUUAUUUUCUUUUUGUUUUACAAAAACUCUUAUAGCCACAAUUUAAGCAAAAAAGUUCGUAAUUAUGUAACUCCUUUAAAUUAAGCUGAGAAAACCAAGUAACGAAAUACACAAAAUAUAUUAGCAAAAGAUGCAAAAAUCAUAACCAUUAUCAAAGUCAAUAAAAUAAUGUUCAAAAAUGUGUUUAAUGCAUUAAAAUUA
Messenger RNA from Drosophila suzukii, 2652 nucleotides. RefSeq lists its product as uncharacterized. NCBI's taxonomy places the organism in Eukaryota, Metazoa, Arthropoda, Insecta, Diptera, Drosophilidae. The record is from RefSeq and is a predicted model, not a curated record.